UCAAUUUCCGUCUUUGGCAACAACAAUGUCGGUCACGAAUUUAACGACGCCACAUUACAAAUACAGCAUCAGCGGAUUAUCAAUCGCCUCGAAUUUGAAUAGGAAAAAAUCGAUUUCUGUAUCCGUUUUGCCGCAUCAAAAUGGGCAAUUUCUCACAGUGCCUUUUGCGAAACCGACUCUCAAGCGAUCCGUGUCCGAUAGUAAUUUCAGCAAAAAAUCCAAAAGUUUUGAGUCGUUGCGGAGAAUUGCUACAGAAACGUCGUUGCAGAUUCCGGAGAAUUUUAGUUUUCAAUCUGUGCGAAUUGAAACGUAUAAAAUUCGAUGGGCUUUGUUGGUAAUGGUGAUUCUUUAUACGGCUCUAUCGUACAUGCAAUGGAUCCAAUACUCAAUUAUCGCGAAUAUUGUGAUGGAAUACUACAAUGUCAGCUAUAUUAUUGUCGAUUGGUUGUCUUUAGUGUUUAUGGUUACUUACAUUGUACUGAUAUUUCCUGUUUCGUAUCUCAUGGAUUGUAGAGGCCUUCGUUACUCCGCCCUUAUAGGAUCAAUAGGAACAGCUGCCGGUGCAUGGAUCAAAGUCUUCUCCAUCAACGCCGAUCAAUUCAUGAUCGCCUUCUUAGGUCAAACAAUUGUCGCCAUAUCACAAGUUUUCGUUCUCAUAGUCCCCGCUCGUCUCGCAUCAGAAUGGUUCAAAGCAGAAAAUCAAUCAAAAGUUUGCUCGGCAACAGUUUUUGCGGGACAAGUUGGAACAGCAUUAGGUUUUCUCAUUACUCCGAUGAUCGUUUCUCAUAAUCACGAUGAAGUCAGGGAUGGAUUGUGUGUCUUGAUGCUCGGAACAGCGAUAAUUUCCACGAUUGUAGCUGUAGUUGUGGCAGUGUAUUUUGAGUCAUCUCCGGCGAAUCCUCCAACGUAUGUACAAGCAAUUCAAAAGGCUGUGAAUCAAAGUAAUGAUGGAUAUAUUGAGGCAGUUAAACGGUUGUUGGUUCAUAAGGAGUUUAUGAAACUUGUGUUGGCGUAUGGACUGAAUGUGGGAGUUUUUAAUGCUUUUUCGACGUUGUUGAAUCAAAUCGUGCUGGGAUAUUUUCCUAACAGUGAACAAGACGCCGGCAAAGUAGGUCUCUCCCUAAUCAUCAUCGGAGCAAUCGGUUCAUUAGUUUUCGGCUACACGAUGGAUGUUACCCACAAAUUCAAGGAAAUCGCCAUUUGGGUAUGCAAACUUGGCGGCAUCACAAUGGGUGUCUUUUGCCUCGUUCUUGAAGCGCAGUCACGACUCUUACUUUUUAUCGCUUCAUUUAUUCUCGGAUUUUUCAUGUUGGGCUUUCAACCGAUCGGAUAUGAAUACGCGGCGGAAAUUACAUUUCCCGAACCGGAUAACAUUGUUGGGGGAAUUAUGAAUAUUUCGACGCACAUUUUUGGCGUUCUCUUUACGCUAAUUUGCUCCGAAAUUAAUUCGUAUUUAGGGGACUUGGUGGGAAAUUUAUGCUUUGCGUUAUUGCUGUUCGCAUCGACGUUGGUGGUAGCGUCUGUUCAGUCGAAUUGCAAGCGACAUUAUGCUCAUGCCGAAAUAACGGAAGUCGCGAAGGAAUUGGCCCAAAUUACGGAUGACGAUGAGGAAAAUGCCAAAGAGUUUACGGGUUUAACGUUAAAAAUUGAUACAAGUGUUUAAAAGUGAGGCAAAAAAUGGAAAUAUAUCAAGCUUAUUUCCAGCAAGUCUAUCAUUUAUAACGAUUUUAAGCCGACACUCAGCGCACAUUAUUGUGUUUAUUAUUGCGAAAAGUCGUAAAGUUAAUACACUUUUGAUGUACAAGUCAAUCCCAUAAAGUUAUAUAACAAUAAAUAUAAUUAUU
Molecule: messenger RNA, 1844 nt
Organism: Culicoides brevitarsis
Lineage: Eukaryota; Metazoa; Arthropoda; Insecta; Diptera; Ceratopogonidae
Exons: 6
Coding region: 26-1663 (545 amino acids)
Biological process (GO): heme export; transmembrane transport
Cellular component (GO): membrane
Molecular function (GO): heme binding; heme transmembrane transporter activity
Source: RefSeq, a predicted model, not a curated record